AUGCUACCUCCAAGUGAGGGAGAAGUCAGAAUGUUGCCCUCAGAACCGACAUCAACAACAACAAUAACAAGUGUUUCAACAGAUGACGUAGAUGGCAAAAAGACUGUCACAUACCUUUUCGAGGAUAGCCGAAAGCAAAAUUUAAGAUUGAGAAGAACCAAAUCUGUAGCUAGGGCAGAAGAAAUCACAAAAGAAGCUGAAAAAGUCAGGAAAUCACAACCAGAUAAACCGUGUCAUAGGCCUAGAGAUUCAUUAUUCUCAUGGUCUUCUGAGUUUCGUGACUUUACAGGACUUGUCAACUGGGGUUUCCUGCUGCUGCUGAUGGGGGGACUCAGACUCUCAUUGGAAAAUUUACUCAAGUAUGGAAUCCGUAUCGAUCCUUUCCAGUGGUUAAUUGUCCUCAACGGUGGUACUGCCGAAUUCAGCAUCGAGAAUCCCUCAGUCUUUCUUUUUAUAUAUAUAAAUGUCCAUAUAUUAUUUACAUUGUGGGUUGAAAAGCUGUUGGUCAAGGAACGAAUUGUAUGGAAUCAAGCCUUGCUGCUUCACGCCUGCAAUUUGUUUUUGAUAAUAUUGAUCCCAGUCAUUUCCAGUUGGACACUCAAAGAUAAAUUUGGCCUUGUUGGACUCACACUGCUUUGCACUGUUUACACCAUCACAUUCCUGAAACUGUGGUCUUACGUUCACGUAAACUAUUGGUGUCGCCUCGUCAGAAGCAAAAGUCAACACCGUCGCAGAGCAUUUUCCGUUGCUCACCCGUAUCCUGUUGAUAUUGACAAUGGGAAAGCCGUGGACGAAAUGGUGUCCUAUCCAAACAAUUUGAGCGUCCGUGACCUGUACUUUUUCAUGGUGGUCCCGACGUUAUGUUACGAACUCAAUUUUCCGCGUACUUCACGCAUUCGCAAACGCUUCUUGAUUAAGCGUGCGAUUGAAGUAUUUCUCGGAAUGCAAGUCGUCCUCGGUCUUUUUCAGCAAUGGAUUAUUCCCAGCGUCAAAAAUUCGCUUCAGACAUUUUCGAAAAUGGAGCCCAUACCAGCAACAGAAAGAUUGUUGAAAUUAGCGAUUCCAAAUCAUCUACUGUGGCUGGUCUGGUUUUAUCUCUGCUUCCAUUCCUAUUUCAAUAUGUUGGGUGAAGUUCUCAGGUUCGCCGACCGUGAUUUUUAUGGAGACUGGUGGAACGCAACAAACAUUGAUGUGUUUUGGCGCUCGUGGAAUAUGCCAAUUCAUCGUUGGGCUGUCAGGCAUUUGUACAUGCCGCUGAUUGAAAGAGGUUAUGGCAAAACCCUCAGUUCAGUAUCCGUCUUCUUCCUCAGCGCGUUUUUCCACGAGUAUCUGGUCAGCGUUCCUUUACGAAUGUUCAAUUUGUGGGCUUUUUGCGGAAUGAUGAUGCAGAUACCACUGUCCGCUUUGUCUCAGUUUGUGGAAAAAAAAGCUGGUCAGCGUCUAGGUAAUGUUUUGGUGUGGAUGUCACUCAUUCUCGGUCAACCGCUCUGCAUCAUGAUGUAUUACCACGACUAUGUUAUUACUCAUUUUGGAAAAGACCUUAUGGAACAAUUCAGUCGAAUGCGGUAAAUUGCAAACAUUCUUCAUUUAUGGUGCUAUGGUGAUUUUUUUAUUACUAGUUAUAUUUGCUGGUCUAAAACCAUUGUUCUUGACUGACUCAUUCUCCCAUUUGUUUUGUUUUGGGAAAGGAAUCUUCCUCUGUCAUUCCGCACUUUGAAAUCCCUCUGUUGUUGUUAUGUCAAAUAGUGUACUCAAAUACUUGUGAUUCGCCUUGGGGUUCUUGUUCUUAAUUUCACCUUGUUGUCCAAUAAAUGAACUAUGGAUUUCCUUGCAA
Daphnia carinata is the source of this 1834-nucleotide messenger RNA. RefSeq names its product diacylglycerol O-acyltransferase 1-like (gene mdy). Gene Ontology annotation, cellular component: endoplasmic reticulum membrane. The transcript is spliced from 11 exons. Gene Ontology annotation, molecular function: diacylglycerol O-acyltransferase activity. Lineage: Eukaryota; Metazoa; Arthropoda; Branchiopoda; Diplostraca; Daphniidae. Bases 1 to 1569 code for a protein of 522 amino acids. Gene Ontology annotation, biological process: triglyceride biosynthetic process. The record is from RefSeq and is a predicted model, not a curated record.